Messenger RNA from Hippopotamus amphibius kiboko, 1928 nucleotides. RefSeq names its product spindlin interactor and repressor of chromatin binding (gene SPINDOC). Gene Ontology annotation, biological process: negative regulation of DNA-templated transcription. The transcript has 6 exons. Bases 233 to 1390 code for a protein of 385 amino acids. Lineage: Eukaryota; Metazoa; Chordata; Mammalia; Artiodactyla; Hippopotamidae. The record is from RefSeq and is a predicted model, not a curated record.
GGCUGGGGCCCCGGAUUGAGCCCUCCCCGCCCGGGGUCCCGAAGCUCUCUGUCUCGGGGAGGCCCAGACGCGCCCGUCGCAGGCCCGGCCGGCGAGCGGCGGGCAGCGGGGUGGGGGCUGCGCGGGGCGGGAGGCGGCGGCCCCCCGGCUUGCGCGCCCAGGCCUGCGCGCCCGUCCUCCGGCGUCCGGUCACCGAGAUCCGCCGACCCCCCUCCCCAACCCAGGCCGCGCCAUGGCCCUAAAGGCCGAGGGCGCCGCGCUUGACUGCUUCGAGGUGACGCUCAAAUGCGAGGAGGGGGAGGACGACGAGGAGGCCAUGGUGGUGGCCGUCAUCCCGCGGCCCGAGCCGAUGCUCCGAGUGGCCCAGCAGGAGAAGACCCCACCGCCAAGGCCCAACCUGCUGGAGGCAGGCAGUGAUGGCUGUGAGGAGCCCAAACAGCAGGUGUCUUGGGAGCAGGAGUUCCUGGUUGGGAACAGCCCGGGAGGCAGCGGAAGGGCGCUGUGCAUGGUGUGUGGGGCCGAAAUCCGGGCCCCCUCGGCAGACACGGCGCGCGCCCACAUCCUGGAACAGCAUCCUCACACCCUGGACCUGAACACUUCCGAGAAGAGCAACAUCCUGGAGGCCUGGAGUGAGGGGGUAGCCCUUUUGCAAGACUUCAGAGCCGAACAGCCGUCCCCGCCCCACUCAGACUCAGGCCAGGAUGUUGAUGUAGACCCAGACUCCGACCCGGACCCUGCCAAAAUGCCAGCGGAGAUUGUCGUCCUCCUCGACUCUGAGGACAGCACAUCCCACCCUAGAAGGAGCCGACCCAGGGGACUCCGCCCUCUGGAGCUUCCCGCGGCCCCAGUAGCAGAGCCGGUAAGCAAGAAGCCCCGUGGUCAGAGAUGGAAGGAGCCCCCUGGGGAGGAGCCGGUCAGAAAGAAAAGAGGCAGACCCAUGACCAAAACCCUGGACCUGGACCCAGACCCGGACCCAGAGCCCUCCUCACCUGACUCACCCACCGAGACUUUUGCGGCUCCGGCCGAGGUCCGACACUUCACCGACGGCAGCUUUCCCGCCGGCUUCGUCCUCCAGCUCUUCUCCCACACCCAGCUCAGGGCCUCAGACAGCAAGGACUCGCCCAAAGAGGGGAGAGUGGCAGAAGGAGGCCUUCUCCAGCCGGAAAGCCCCUCCCCAGCUCCUUCUCCGGGGCUUCGCGGGACUCUGGAUCUCCAGGUUAUCCGUGUGCGGCUGGAGGAGCCCCCAGCAGUCAGCCUCCUGCAAGACUGGUCCAAGCACCCCCAGGGCACCAAGAGUGUGGGAGCAGGUGACACCCCAGACUGGCCCCCGGUUCUGUCGGAAUCCAGCACCACUGCCGGGGGGCAGCCAAAGGCAGGGAGUGGUCUGUAGGGUCUUGCUUUUCCGGGGUUGGGGGGGAGGGAGGGAGGGAGGAGGCAGUGUCCUCCUUCGGCUUAUCACUCAGAGCUGCGCAACUUGGCCACCUGAUGGAGAGAGUAAAACCAGGUGCCAAGGCAGGAUGGAGGAGAGGAAGGCGGGUAGCCUCCGCCAUUGCUCGGGGGUGCGGAAAGAUGUCUCCCCCAGGCCAGGCGUGAGGCCAGGCCCUGUGGGGGACGGGGCGCCACGGGUUGUCGUGCGGUAGGGCAUUGGGCCUGUGGAGAACACCCACCCGAUAGUUUCCUCCCACCCUCUCAGCCCCCCACCAUUCUCCCUUGGCACAGUGCCUUACACAGGAGGUGGUCGUGAUGGUGUUGAACUGAGUCCCACUACCUCGGGGGACGCCUCUCCUCCCCCACCUGUUCAGGCUCCUAAACCAGGAGGCCUCCAUUACCUCUCCCCGCUCCAUCCCCGCAGGUGGCUGAAGCAGCCUACUUGGGGGCUCGGUCACUCACUCUCCUGUUCACCUCUUUUCCUGUUGUAUAUAUCUCCU